Molecule: messenger RNA, 966 nt
Organism: Cynocephalus volans (Philippine flying lemur)
Lineage: Eukaryota; Metazoa; Chordata; Mammalia; Dermoptera; Cynocephalidae
Gene: FAM216A
Product: family with sequence similarity 216 member A
Exons: 8
Coding region: 1-846 (281 amino acids)
Source: RefSeq, a predicted model, not a curated record
AUGGUGACAACGAAGAUUUGCAAAUUUGCAGAGGGUAGAAAGCUUUCCCCACACACAGCUUGCGGUCCGGACACCGGGGAGAUGCCUGGCUGGGGUCCGGGGUCCGACUGGACUGAGUGCAGCUCUUCCUCAGAGCCGCCCGCAGCGGCCGGGACCGAGGGUGCCGGCAGCGGAUCCGCUGGACAUUCUUAUGACAAGAAUUCCAAAAGUACUGAUGGAACCAUAGAUGGACACAAAGUGAACUCACACAUAGCUAAGCUGCAAGAGUUAUGGAAAUCUCCUCAAACAAUUCACAUCCCUAAAUCAAUGACAGAUGCAUCCUUUCUAAAGCAUCCAGACCUCACCGUAGGCCAAAAGCGUUAUCUGUGCAGCAUUGCUAAGAUUUAUAAUGCAAACUAUCUGAGGACGUUAAUGAAGAGGCAGUACAUGCAUGUGAUUCAGCACAGCUCACAGAAGCCAGGUGUCCUCACUCAUCACAGGAGCCGCCUCAGCUCUCGUUACUCACAUAAACAGCAUUACCCCUUCACUACAUGGCGACACCAACUGGAGAGAGAGGACUUGGGGCCUUCUAAUAUUGUAGCUGCAUCUGCAACUGAAGUGUUCAUACAGCAUUCCCUUUGGCGACCAGUGAGAAACAAAGAAGGGUUAAAAGCUGGAUAUGCAUCUAAAACAAGAUGUAAGUCACUGAAGAUUUUUAGAAGAACAAGCAGACUUUUCAUGGAACCUGUUUCUUCAAGUGAUGAUGAAUCAUACAUGAAUGAAGAAAAAAAGGAAGAAGAUUUACUAAAUAAGUAUAUGCAAUCAAUGUCAAUUGAAGAACAGGGAGAACAUCUGAUGAAAACCUGACAGUCUCGUCUUCUGUAUUGAAUUCAAACAUUGGCCAACAUCCAGAUAUCGUGCCAAAGAUGGGGGGAAGAGGUUGUGAAUUGUUUCCUGUCUACAUUUAGGAUAGUACUGUUAUUCACU